AUUACACGAGCCAUUGUAGAACAACCGUCAUAUUAUGUAUAGAGCUCGCAAGCUUCAACUGGAAAAAAUGAUCAUAUUCUUUGAUCGUUGAUAUUGUUUUGUUUUUUUCUGAAUUCAUCUAUAUUUUACUAUUGAAAACGGAAAUGGACACAUUGUUUUAAAAACUGUUUAACUAGCAAGUUCUUAAAAGUUUGUACACUUUGCCUAUAGGACAUGAUGGGGACAAUAACAUUUGUAAAAGCAACAUGUCUGUUAUUUUGGGUCACAUACGUCGGCGCUGUUAUCAAUUAUAACCCGGUGCUUAAUGUGCAAGACUCGUGUGGGUUAACUGAUGUUAAACCGAAAGACUGCACAGAGCUGCAAGACGCCAAGAGUCAGUCGGGUAUCUACACAAUAUAUCCCGACCGCUCAAUGCCAAAAGGGUUUAAAGUUAGCUGCGAUAUGGACGUUGACGGUGGCGGGUGGAUGGUGAUCCAGCGCCGUGUCUCGGACACUGACUUCUACAAGACAUGGAACGAAUAUCAAACGGGGUUUGGUGACCUAGCAAACAACUUCUGGCUUGGAAACCAAAGGAUUUCUAUGAUCACUUCACAAGGCUGGUACGAACUUAGAAUUGACCUGAUGGCUACAAAUGGAGACAUGCGCUACGCCCAUUACGAAGUAUUUUCGGUGGGUGAUGCACAGAGCGAGUACACUUUGUUUGUCGACGGCUACACUGGAAAUGCUAAUGAUGGUAUGGCUCACCAUAACGGAAUGAAAUUUUCUACAAAUGAUCGAGAUAACGAUAAUAGUAGCGGAAACUGUGCUCAAUCGUACAAAGGUGGCUGGUGGUACAACAAUUGCCAUGAUUCUAAUCUGAACGGGGACUUUGGAAAUACCGAGCAUGGUCAAGGCAUUAACUGGGAACAUUGGCUCGGGAAUAAAGUUUCGCUUUUGAAAGCCGAUAUGAAAAUUAGGCGUCAAAUUUAAUAUUCACGCAGUUUAAACGCCACAAGAUUACAACAUUUUCCCACUACAUUACACGCAGAAGACAUAUACAUUCUGAUUAAAUUACCACAAUAAUGCGAGGAAUCAGUGAGAAGUGUUUUGUUUUUUCUAUCAUGAGCAUACAUGUUAAACAAUUAAUCCUACUCCAGUGUCACAGUUAAUAUAACAUUUAGAAAUAUACCUGCAAAACGCUUUCGAGUAGUUGGAUAUAGCUUUUAUCUCUUUCUUGUUUUUAUUGUUUUUUGUUUUUGUGUUCUAUGUCUUUGGCGUUUACCCUGUGCCAUUAAACGGGGUUUAUUUUUAAACCUAUGGCGACUGAGCUUGUUUCUGUAGUUUUUCAUAAAUAUAUUGUAACCUUUCAACUGUCUAUUUUAUAUUUUUAUCUUAACGAACAACUGACAUUAUGAACGGUUCUAUGUAUUGUAUCUGAAUGAUUUACAUCGAUUUGAACAUUAUAAUAUCUAAUCUGUCUACAAGAAUGUAAUCACCAUAUAACCUUUUGCCAUAACGUUAGUCUGAACGCUAAUCCUAUUUCGAUACGGAACAUUGUCAAGGCAUAAACUUGGAAUAUUGACUAUGGAUUUUUAUCUCUCUUGUAAGGGCUGAUGUGAAAAUAAAGUGUACAAUUUAAUAUUGACGCAUCUUAAACGCACACCGUUGCAAAGCUAUUUCCCAAAGCAAUGCACACAGAAGGCAAGGUAUUAAUUAAACAAGUGUUUUCGUUUCGUUGUAAGUCAAGACCUUAAAGGAAUUCGUUCAAAAAAAUUUUUUUUUUUAAAUUUUGUUAAAACAAUCGCUUUGCAACAAAAUAGAGCCUUUUAUGCAGCAUUUCAAGAAACACGUAAUGUCAACAAUAAACUUGAUUUUGUUUUAUCAUUGUUACAAGCAUAUUUUUUCAAAUAUCACACGAAAUAAUUGUUUUUCCAUGCCUGAAUUGAUAAAUCGUGAACGAUUCCCUUUUUAAAGACAACUCUCUGGAUUACAAUGGCCAAUCAGUAAGGGAACUACAAACGCUUGCUUUAGAUCAUAUGUUGUGUUUUGUUCAUUUUACUUUGUUUUAACUGUAAGAAUAAAAUAAGCAUAUAAUCUUA
Mya arenaria is the source of this 2078-nucleotide messenger RNA. Its product is annotated as tenascin-R-like. Lineage: Eukaryota; Metazoa; Mollusca; Bivalvia; Myida; Myidae. The coding region runs from base 214 to 969 and encodes 251 amino acids. The record is from RefSeq and is a predicted model, not a curated record. The transcript has a single exon.